AUGAGAACCGAUAAACCACGCGACCCGGUUGCGGGCCCGGACGCGGGUCCCGAGGCCCCAUUCCCGAUCCGUUUGUCUGGACCUGUUAUUAAGGGAUUUGGACGGGGGAGUAAGGAUCUCGGCAUUCCAACCGCAAAUAUCCCCGCUGACGACCUCGAUAACCACCCGGACCUAAAAACAGGCGUAUACUAUGGCGUUGUCGCGCUCGCGCCGAUCCAACAUACCACCGAGAAUGGCCAUGGCAAUGGCAAUGGGAGUGCAGAAACAAAUUCGCGCGAUACAAUCCUCCCCGCUGUCCUAAGCAUCGGAUAUAAUCCCUUCUACAAGAAUACCGUUCGAUCCGUAGAAAUCCACGUCAUGCCGCCGACAACGCAGCCCUCACCAACAGCCGCGAGCCAGUCGCAACCGACGUUCCACCGAUUGCCGGAUUUCUAUGGGACGAAGCUGAAUCUUUUGAUUUUGGGGUAUAUUUGGCCGGAAUUUGAUUAUGUUUCUAUGGAGGCGCUUAUUGAGGAUAUUCGGGUUGAUUGUGAGGUUGCUAGGUUGAGUUUGUUGAGGGAGGGGUAUUUGAGGUAUCUUGUUGAUGAUGGGGUUUCUUCGGAGAAGGUGGAUUCUGAUCGGGAGUGGUUGGUUAAGUUUUAA
Penicillium cosmopolitanum is the source of this 642-nucleotide messenger RNA. RefSeq names its product riboflavin kinase (gene fmn1). The transcript has 2 exons. The record is from RefSeq and is a predicted model, not a curated record. Bases 1 to 642 code for a protein of 213 amino acids. Gene Ontology annotation, biological process: FMN biosynthetic process; riboflavin biosynthetic process. Gene Ontology annotation, molecular function: riboflavin kinase activity. Gene Ontology annotation, cellular component: mitochondrion. Lineage: Eukaryota; Fungi; Ascomycota; Eurotiomycetes; Eurotiales; Aspergillaceae.